This is a messenger RNA of Suillus subalutaceus, 162 nucleotides long. RefSeq lists its product as uncharacterized. The annotation marks the transcript as partial. The transcript has a single exon. NCBI's taxonomy places the organism in Eukaryota, Fungi, Basidiomycota, Agaricomycetes, Boletales, Suillaceae. The record is from RefSeq and is a predicted model, not a curated record.
AUCAAUGACAUUAAAGUUGAGUACCAUCCACACAGCAAACAUCCUUCAACUAUACAUCACUUUUCUGAUUUUUCCCGUGAUCGCCCUUCAGAGGGUCAGGUACCUCGAAAAGACUCACCAUGGGAGCCCUUCCGGACGCGACUGGACUUCGAAAUCGCAGAG